Oryzias melastigma (Indian medaka) is the source of this 6699-nucleotide messenger RNA. RefSeq names its product CDC42 binding protein kinase beta (DMPK-like) (gene cdc42bpb). Gene Ontology annotation, cellular component: cytoplasm; cytoskeleton. Gene Ontology annotation, molecular function: ATP binding; protein serine/threonine kinase activity. The record is from RefSeq and is a predicted model, not a curated record. Gene Ontology annotation, biological process: actomyosin structure organization; peptidyl-threonine phosphorylation. Lineage: Eukaryota; Metazoa; Chordata; Actinopteri; Beloniformes; Adrianichthyidae.
GGAGCGUUUCCGAUGCAGGAAGGCGGGGCUUCCGAGUUCCUCUGGGAUGAGUCACAUCCGUGCGCAGCCGCACGUGAAGUUCCCAGAACGGGAGCUGACCCUUCAGAAUAAAAACCAGAGGAGAAGAUGAAGUCCAACGAGUUUUUUCUGUCACACAGCUGAACGCGGACGUCUUAUUGACGUGGUUGUAUCAUGACAGGAUUUUAAGACUAAAUCCUUUAUUUAUCCACUUUUUCCGUUUAUCAUGGAUGAAGCCUACCUCGUCCUUCAAAGGAACUCAUGAGUAAAAAAAAAAAACCCUUAUUAUCAAACCAGUGUGUGAAUUAGCAAUAAAUGAAAAUAUAAAAAAAUAGGAACGCAUGUGAAAGAAGAAAAAUAAAAACUUUGGAUAGUUUUGAGACAUGUUUUAUUUGUAUUAAUUUGCUCAAAAAAGUGGGACGACUUUUAAUGUGAAGGCCGCUGGAACGGAAGCGGGGUUGGAGUUGUGGAGCUUGUCCUGGCUCAUCCGACCUGGAUUCAGCCAUAUUCCUACUGAUCAACUACACCGGUAGCAGCUUCGAACUCUCAAAAUUUCGCCUGUAAUCCGUCGGUGUUUUAUCUCUCGGAGUUUACGGACAUUCAGAUACCACCGGGUCUGGUUCCGAAGCCUCAGACCCAUUUCCCGGGAUGGUACACCGAGCGGCUAACAUGGAAGAGCGGCGGCACCUCUGAGAUUCGACGCUCUUUCCAACGUCCUGAUUUCUGGGAGGAAAGUCUCGUUUGAUCGGAUUAAAGCCGAUGCGGAGGCGGCACGCGCGCAGGCCCGCUGCCUGUUUGGCUCACGGAGAUUUGCGGCUCGGGUAACCGGCGGACACGCUCUGAAGUGGCAGCAACCCGGAGCAAAAUGUCGGGAAUGCUUUUCCUAAGCUAACGAGCUAGCUGCUGCUAGCAGCCUCGACAGGAAGCGGCGCACACGGACGCAGCGGCGGCGGCCGGACUUUCGGGGGACAGCGGGCGGUAGUCCUCGGCCAGGAUGUCGGCUCAGGAGCGCCUGGCGCGGCUGGAGGAGCUGCUGCUGGAGCGGAGGGCGGCGGGAUGCCUCAGUGUGGAGGCGCUGCUGGAUCUGCUCAUCUGCCUUUACAGCGAGUGCUCCAGCUGCCCGUUAAAGAGGGAGAAGCACGUCACCGACUUCCUGCAGUGGGUGAAGCCCUUCACCACCGCCGUGAGGGACAUGAGGCUGCACAGGGACGACUUUGAGAUGCUGAAGGUGAUUGGUCGAGGAGCUUUUGGAGAGGUUGCCGUGGUGAAGAUGAAGAACACAGAGAGGGUUUAUGCCAUGAAGAUUCUGAACAAGUGGGAAAUGCUGAAGAGAGCUGAGACGGCGUGUUUCCGCGAAGAGCGAGAUGUUUUGGUGAAAGGAGACAGCCAGUGGAUCACCAGUCUGCAUUAUGCCUUCCAGGAUGACAACUACUUGUAUCUGGUCAUGGACUACUACGUGGGCGGGGACCUCCUGACUCUGCUCAGUAAGUUCGAGGAUCGUCUCCCAGAAGACAUGUCAAAGUUCUACGUGGCGGAGAUGGUCCUCGCCAUCCACUCCAUUCAUCAGCAGCACUACGUUCACAGAGACAUCAAACCAGACAACAUCCUGCUCGAUGUGAACGGUCACAUCCGACUGGCAGACUUCGGGUCGUGUCUGCACAUGAUGGAGGAUGGCAUGGUGCAGUCCUCGGUGGCAGUGGGCACCCCGGAUUACAUCUCCCCAGAGAUCCUGCAGGCGAUGGAGGACGGGAUGGGUCGUUACGGCCCUGAGUGUGACUGGUGGUCUCUGGGAGUCUGCAUGUAUGAGAUGCUUUUUGGAGAGACACCUUUCUAUGCUGAGUCGCUGGUGGAAACUUAUGGAAAGAUCAUGAAUCACGAGGAGCGCUUCCAGUUUCCCUCUCAUGUGAGUGACGUGUCAGAGGAGGCCCGGGAUCUGAUCCAGAGGCUUAUCUGCUCCAGGGAGCGUCGCCUCGGUCUGAAUGGGAUCUCAGACUUCAAGAGCCACCCGUUCUUCAAAGGGAUUGACUGGGACAACAUCCGCUCCAUGGAGGCGCCCUACAUACCGGAGGUGUCUUCCCCCACAGACACCUCCAACUUUGAUGUGGAUGAUGAUGUUUUGAAGAACCCGGACAUUGGACCUCCGGUGUCUCACACCGGCUUCAGCGGCCAGCAUCUCCCCUUCGUUGGCUUCACCUUCACCACCAACAGCUGCUUCUCUGACCGCUGCUCCAUUAGCAAGGCAGCACAGGGCGUCCUGCAGAAGGAGGGGGAAGGUCAAGGCCGGGACGUGGAGUCCUUUGAAAGGAGGAUCCGGUGCCUGGAGCAGGAAAAACAGGACCUGAACCGGCGGCUGCAAGAGUCCACCCUCGCUCUGCAGGCGCCGUCUCGAGGAGGAACUCUAUCUCGAGACAAAGAAAUCAAGAAGUUGAAUGAGGAGAUCGACCGCCUCAAGAAGAAGCUGGCAGACUCUGAUAGGCUGGAACACCAGCUGGAGGAGGCAGUUACCCUCAGACAGGACUACGAGAGCUCCGCCUCCAAACUGAAGACUCUGGAAAAGCAGGUGAAGGCUUUGAGACAAGAGAAGGAGGAUGUCCACAAGCAGCUGGCUGACUCCCUGGAGCGGAUGAGGAGCCUGACGAAGGAGCUGAAGGAUGCGCACUCCCAGAGGAAGCUGGCCCUGCAGGAGUACUCCGAGCUGUCGGAGAGGAUGGCUGAAUUGCGCUCCUCCAAGCAGAGACUGUCUCGCCAGCUCCGGGACAAAGAGGAGGAGGCGGAUGGGCUCCUGCAAAAGAUGGAUGGCAUGAGGCAGGAGAUGCGCAAGAUGGAAAAGAACCGCAAGGAGCUGGAGGCGCAGCUGGAUGAGGCAAAGGCAGAGGCAUCGAAGGAGAGGAAGCUCAGGGAGAACAGCGAGGUUUACUCCAAGCAGCUGGAGACGGAGCUGCAGGGCCUGAAGCACCAGCAGGGUCAGGGCUCUGCUGCCGCCGGAGCCGAGUCCCAGCAGGAACUGCUGCGUCUGAAGGCAGAGCUGGAUAAGAAGGUCCUGUUCUACGAGCAGGAGCUCCUGCAGAGAGACCUGGCUCACUCCACGGAGAUGAAAAACAUGCGCAAAGACCUGCAGGAGUCAGAGGGAGCACAACUGGCUGCCAACAAGGAGCUGCUCCAGCUCCGAGACAAGCUGGACAAAGCCAAGAAGGAGAGACAAAUCGAGACGGAUGAAGCUGUAGCUGCUCUGAAGAAGAAGUAUGAGCGCGAGAAGAGCCUGCUGACGGAGGAGAACCGUAAACUCAGUGCAGAGACGGAUAAGUUGUGCUCCUUCGUUGAUGACCUGACCGCUCAGAACCGACAGUUGGAAGACGACCUGCAGGAUCUGUCCUCCAAGAAGGAGAGCGUGGCUCACUGGGAGGCUCAGAUCGCAGAGAUCAUCCAGUGGGUCAGUGAUGAGAAGGAUGCUCGAGGUUACCUGCAGGCUCUGGCUACCAAGAUGACAGAGGAGCUGGAAACCCUCCGCAGCUCCAGUCUGGGAUCCAGACCUCUGGACCCGCUGUGGAAGGUGAGGCGCAGCCAGAAGCUGGACAUGUCAGCUCGUCUGGAGCUGCAGUCUGCCCUGGAAGCUGAGAUUCGAGCCAAACAGCUGCUACAGGAGGAGCUGCGCAAAGUUAAAGCUGCCAACAUCAACCUGGAGAGUAAGCUGAGAGAGUCCGAGGACAGGAGCAAGGAGGUGGUAGAGCAGAUGGAGAACCUGAAGAAGGAGGUGGAGGAGAGCCGUUCUCACCCCGACAAAAGUCUGAAGCUUCAGGACUUCCAGGACUCCAUCUUUGAGUACUUUAACACAUCUCCUCUGGCUCCAGACCUCACCUUCAGAGCGUCUGCGUCCUCGCUGCACGCACUCUGGGAGGAGACCUCGGACAUCGACCCCAUUCCUCUGAAACCCGACACCACGCCCUCCUCCCCGCCCGCAGAGCAGGAGCAGGAAGGACGCUCAGCUUCAGGACCCAUCAGCCCCUCCCCCAGCUCCUAUAGCUCUGCCAACACUGUGCCAAAGCCUAAAGCUCACCAGUUGAGCAUCAAGACAUUCUCCAGCCCCACCCAGUGCACACACUGCAGCUCCCUGAUGGUGGGGCUCAUUCGACAGGGCUACGCCUGCGAAGUGUGUUCCUUCAUCUGCCACGUGUCCUGCAAAGACCACGCCCCCCUGAUCUGCCCCAUUCCAGCGGAGCAGGCCAAGAGGCCACAGGGCAUCGAUGUGCAGCGGGGCAUCGGCACGGCCUACAGGGGAUACGUGAGGAUCCCAAAGCCAAGCGGGGUGAAGAAAGGCUGGCAGCGAGCCUACGCCAUCGUCUCUGAUUGCAAACUGUUUCUCUACGAUGUCCCAGAGGGGAAGUCCACCCAGGCGGGGGUAGUGGCCAGUCUUGUUCUUGACCUCAGGGAUGAGGAUUUGUCUGUCAGCUCAGUGAUGGCGUCUGAUGUGAUUCACGCCACCCGGAAGGACAUCCCCUGCAUCUUUAAGGUUGCGUCCUCGCAGCUGAUGUCGCAGCUGUCGUCGGUGUCCCUGCUGGUUCUGGCGGAGAGCGAGGCUGAGAAGAGGAAGUGGGUCCGGAUGCUGGAGAGCCUGCAGAGCAUCCUGACCAAGAACCAGCUGAAGAGCCAGCAGGUCCAUCGGCUGCACGAAGCCUACGACGCCUCGCUGCCCCUCAUCAAGACCACGCUGUCCGCCGCCGUGCUCGACCGAGAAAGAAUCGCUUUGGGAACGGAGGACGGGCUGUUUGUGGUGGAGGUCACCAGAGAUGUGAUCGUCCGCGCCGCUGACUGUAAAAAAGUUCAUCAGGUUGACCUGGUCCCAAAGGAGAAGAUUAUCGCUGUCCUGUGUGGGCGGAACCGCCAUGUGCACCUUCAUCCCUGGGGGGUUUUGGAGGGGGCUGAGUCCUUUUUUGACAUCAAAUUAACUGAAACCAAAGGCUGCCAGGCUCUGUGCACUGGUGUGCUGCGGCAGGGAGGCCCCGCCUACCUUCUGGCUGCUGUCAAACGUCAGGUCCAGUGCUAUGAGAUCACCCGAGCAAAGCCGCACCACAAAAAGCAGUGGGAGGUGCAGGCUCCCGGCACAGUGCAGUGGCUGGGGAUGGUGCGGGAUCGGCUGUGCGUCGGCUACCCCUCCGGCUUUGCUCUUUUGACCCUGCAGGGGGAGUCGUCCCCCAUCAGCCUGGUGAGCCCCGCCGACCCCACCCUGGCCUUCCUGGCGCAGCAGCCGCUGGAUGCCCUGCACGCCCUGGAGGUCGGCUCGAGUGAGGUGCUGCUCUGCUUCAGCCAGCUCGGCAUAUACGUGGAUGGACAGGGGCGCCGCUCUCGUUCUCAGGAGCUGAUGUGGCCCGCCACGCCGCUGGCCUGCUGCUCAAACUCCUCCCAUCUAACAGUUUAUAGUGAGUACGGCGUGGACGUGUUCGACGUGCAAACCAUGGAGUGGGUGCAGACCAUCUCUCUGUGCAAGAUCCGACCCCUGAACGUGGAAGGGACGCUAAAUCUGCUGAGCUCCGAACCCCCGCGCCUGAUUUACUUCAGCAACACCUCAUCAGCGGGUGACCUGACCAUCCCAGAGACGUCGGAGCACAGCAGGAAGGCGAUGGUUCGAACCCGCAGCAAAAGGAAGUUUCUCUUCAAGGUUCCUGAAGAGGAGCGGCUGCAGCAGAGGAGGGAGAUGCUGAAGGAUCCAGAGUUGCGCUCACGGAUGAUUUCUAAUCCCACUAACUUCAACCACGUGGCUCACAUGGGACCAGGAGACGGCAUGCAGGUGUUGAUGGACCUCCCCCUGAGCGUGAUGCCCUCGUCUCAGGAUGAGCCCAGUAAAGAUAAGCCACGCCCACUAUCCAGUAUCUCCCGACAGCACCGGACCAAGUCUAACGUCUCGCGCACAGCUUCAGAUUUUGGUGGAGGAGUUUCCACCCGCAGCGCCUGUGAACUAGACCAAGACCUGGAGCGAGAGCCGGACUCAGACUCCACCAAACACUCGACCCCCUCCAACAGCUCCAACCCCAGCACCCCGCCCAGCCCAAAUUCGCCCCACCGCAGCCAGCUCACACUUGAUGGUCUGGACUCUGAGCCAUGAGCCUCGCCCCCGACUGCACACAGCUGAGGCUCCGCCCCAUCACCUGAGCCAACGGUCCGCAGGCUGAGAUUGGCUUUUACUUCCUAGAUUUUAAUGUGGUGGGGUAAAGUGCUGCUUUUAUCUCCCCCUGCCCCCACCUCGCCUCAUGAUUUCAGCCCAAGCUGAAGCCACACUACCCCUGCUGUGGAUUUGCCCCCACUGUGACUGUUAACCUCCAUCCCGGGGCUGUGGGACUGCUUCUCCUCCUUUCUUCUUAAUAUCAAGCGUGUUGUGCUGAGCUGUGACAGGAGGUGUCACUCUGAGGAAAAAAAAACAAACUAUCAAUUUCAAAUGUUUGUUCAUGUUGCACAUUGUCCUCGUUGGAAAACAAUAAUCCUUCAUAACGGCAGUGAUGAAUUUUUUCCCUCGUUCACCCUGUAGCCCGACUCCGCCCACUGCUCUGGUAGCACCAGGUAACAAGAGGUGGUGAGGGGGUUGACACACCUGAAAACUACUGCUUUUGUUUCUUGCUAAAUUUUAAAAGCAUUUGUAACUUUAAACUGUUAGCAGCCAAAAAAAAACAACAAUAAACUAACCUGAAAGGG